Messenger RNA from Naegleria lovaniensis, 1995 nucleotides. RefSeq lists its product as uncharacterized. The coding region runs from base 1 to 1995 and encodes 664 amino acids. The record is from RefSeq and is a predicted model, not a curated record. NCBI's taxonomy places the organism in Eukaryota, Heterolobosea, Eutetramitea, Acrasida, Naegleriidae. The transcript has 2 exons.
AUGGAGGCAGUUUUGAAACUUUCAAACAUUCAUGCACAAGAAUUAUUGACGCAUCGAGUGAUUCGAUUCAACAAGAAUUGGGAUAUGAUUCCACACAAGGUGGAUAAUAACGACUUGGAUGUUGCCAAUGAUGCUUCGAAUGGCUGUCAGCAAUCAUCCACAUCCACUUCUCCUUCUCAACAGCAAUCCAUUGAUACAGACAAGCCUCAAUAUGUCAUCUUCUUGUUACAUCCUAAUAAUGACGAAGUUCCAAAGCUCUCCACAUCUGACGACUCGUCGAAUAUUGACGAAAAUUGGUUCCAACAAGAAAUUCAACAAAUUGAUCAAUCGAAAGAGGUUUUCGAUGAAUAUUUUCACUAUCUUAAAAAGCAUGAAUUGAUUACCUCAUUGAAAGCUCAUGAUCAUUACUAUGAACGAUGGUCUCAAUUUUCAAUCAAUGGUAAUUCUUCGAACAAUCAGUUGUCAAACGACUCGCACUAUUGCAUGUAUAUGAAAGUGUUGAAUGAUGGAUCCAUACCUUCAACCGAUCAAGCCAACGCUUCGAAUCAAUAUGAAGUAGGAGGUACUUUGGCAUUUAGCGUCAAGAAUGUCAUUGUCGAUGGUCAACGAGUGAAAAUGGGUUUAAGUGGUUCUGGUUGGUUACGUCCAAAAUUUAGACCCAUUCAAGAAGCCAAGUUAGUUCCAUGGUUUCUACAAUUGUUAAUGUUUAAGGAGUUGGGAGUGAGAUACUUCUAUGCUCAUGUGUUUGAGGAUAAUGCCAAAAGUUUAGGUUUCAUUGAAAAGAGUGGAAUGAUCCCAUCUCGAUUCAGAAUGAAUUUCAUUGGUGCCACGCUUCCUCUCAACCCACAAUCGUCAUUUGACAAUUCCAAUUCUUCAUUGCAAAAACUCAAUGAAGAUCAGUUUGAUUCUCUUAUGAGAAACUUGUACACUACAGGCAACUUUUUGUUGGAUAACUUGCACGACUUGUAUCACCAUCCAAAUUUCAAAGGAUGUUUCGUCGAUGCCAACCAACAAUUCACAUUCCAAAUUUGGAAGUGUAAAUAUGCCACUCAUACCAAAUCGAGUGAAAAUCUUCCUGCCUAUAUGGUGAUUAACAUGACACAGCUCAAUUCAGCAGAAGAUCUCACCCAUGAGCAAUUUGACAGAAUGGAACAGUAUUUACAAAAUGAUCUUCUUCCUCAGAUUGUUCAAACAGAAAGUCAUGAACUGCCACCUGUCAAUGUGGACACCUCUCGUUGCAGCGUCUUAUAUGUGACCAACAGUGCUCCAUUAAGAACCUUCAUUUGUGAAAGACACUCUCAAAAUCCACAACUUUCCUAUGCCACUCUUGCAUACACAUUCCAAGAUAAUGACAUGUUCAUGUUCUAUGUCCAAUCCAAAGAACGUCAAAAGAACACACCUCUUCCAAAUUCAGAACCAAUUUGGAAUUUCAUGAUGGGUGAGAGUAAGAAUUCUAGCCCAAGCAACAAUUCUCAACAUUUGAAUUUGUUUUUAGAUCCUCGUGAUUGUACGAAUAAGCCAUUGGUUUGGAGUGAAGAAAUUAGAAAAUCCGUUUCAAGAGAACAAUUGAACAAGUUGAAGAAUGGACAACAGAAGAAGACCAUGACAGCAUCUACCAACAAUCCAUCUUCUGUAUCGAAUGGUAGUGAAACAUCAACUGGAAGUUCCUCAGAAGCAAAGAACGUCGUGACCGCAUCUCCUCCACGCCAAAUGUCAGAAACAUCCAAAGUGGUAGACACCGCAUCGUGCACUGUACCCAUGGUCACAUCAGACAAACCUGAUCAACCUUCGACUUCGCUGUGGUCCAAACUCUCUCCAAGAAGUCAAUCCAAUGCCUUGUUACGAGCAGUUUCUUUGAAUAGUUCCUCAACAACCACAACUGGUUCUCACCUUCUUCGAUGGACUUUGAUUUUGGCACCUGCUGUUUUGCUUGCUGCGUUUGGAGUUCGUAAAUGGUGGAAUUCUUCACAAAAUGCUCAAACACAUUCACAAUAG